CAAAAUUAAUCAAGGGACCUUCGACCUCUUGAUCAGCCACACAACUACAAAUGAUGCUGCUUUUACUGCUUGUGUCGUUGUUGCUGGGGAUUGGCGGCGCCCUGAAAAUAGACCUGCAAACUCCUGACGGAGAUAAUGUGCGGCCGCUCCCUCACAUAUGGACUUCAACGGGAUUUAGCCCGGAGUUACGAAAUACAACAAAUUGGACGUGGCCACUGGACUUGACUAAGGACGAGAACCACGGAUUGGCGAUAAUUGGCUCGUUGCGCUAUGGUGCUUUAACUCAUGUGCGAAUCCACUGGCUUCUGGACUUUGUAAAUGCUAGUGAAAUUCCCGGUGAUGAAAAACACGUCACCUUCAAUUUUACCACGUUGGACUCGACGGUGGCGCAUCUUCGGCGCCACAACCUGCGCCCUGCUUUUGAGCUCAUGGGCAAUCCUACGGGCGGGACGUUCAUCAGCAAGAUUCACCGCCGUCGACUGCGCGACCUUUUGCUCAAAAUGACCGCGCGUUACCAGGCAGCGUACGGCGCCAACGAGACGCGGCUCUGGCGCUGGGAAACGUGGAACGAGCCCGACCUUCGUCAGUACUGGAACCAGACCGUGCCUGCGUACUUUGCUUACUUCCGGGCCGUCGUCGACGCGCUCAGAGAUGCAGGACUGCGGGUCGGAGGACCGGCAGGAAUUUUUCGGCCGCGCCACCGCAUCUGCUGGGAGGUGCUUGACGAGGUGGCGAAAACUACGAAUCCGCAAGACGUACUUUCUUUUCUCUCAUUUCAUCAUAAGGGAAGCGAAAGUGCUGAUCAGGUCAUCCUAGGAACGCGAGCUGUUAUUAAAGAAAUCCGUGCUCGCUACCCUAAACUCGGAAAUCUCUCCAUCACCAAUGAUGAAGCUGACCCAUUAAGCGGGUGGUGGAAACCUCGCGAGUGGCGCGCCGACGUGCGAUACGCGGCGAUGGUGGUGCGGACGGCCGGACGUCUCCUGGACGACGUCUCUUUUCUUAGCAACGACAACGCGUUUCUUCCGCAGGCGCCGCACUUUUUCACGCAGCGCACGCUUUUAGCUCGAUUUCGCGAGUCGGACAAUUCGACCCACUUUUUUCUCAAGCCAGUGGCCGUCAGCUUGGCUUUGCUGUCUCUACUGGGCGACAAACGCAUUGAAUCUACCACCAGUAUUGACGAUGACCGUUUGACAAUUAUAUCCGGCGCCUGUUGGAGCGAUGCAGAAGACUUUGAGGGCGCCACGAUAAUUUCUUUCGGCGACGAGACAAAAGCAGAUUUCAAGGAAAGCAUCAGUGUGGACCUGCCGCUGCGUUGCGUGGGCGCCCGAUGCGUUGACGUCCGCUACACCGUCUUCCUCCUCGACAACGCCCGCACGAAUCCGUGGCGCGUUUGGCGCGACGCCGGCAGCCCCAGCACGCCGGAAACCGCCCUGAGACGUCGCAUGCGAGACGCGCAGGGUCCGUAUCGGGCGGUGGCGUCGGCGCCGCUUACGCCGCGUCUCUCGUUGACGCUGCGUCUGCCGAGCGUGGCCCUCGUCCAAGUCUGCAGUCGCAGGGACGCCUUGCCCAGGGCUCCGACCAACCUGGAAACUCUCCAACCUGCGCCGGGGGAAACCCUCUUACUUUGGAGCGACCAAGACGUUGGAACUAGGUGUCUUUUGGGCUAUGAGGUGCAAGGUCGGAGUGGUUUUGACGGCGACUGGCGCACCCUGACGCACGGUUCCAUCCUGACGCAAUGGCACCAUGCAGGCUCCGAACAGGAGUAUCGCGUCAGAGCUGUGGACUUGUGGGGCAGGAAUGGAACUUUCUCCGCUUUAUUAAGGCCGGCAACUUAUUAAUUUUUACUUUCAAAUGAAAAUUAUAGCAUGUUAGGAUAAUUGAAAUAAACAAUUAAAUUUUCAAUUAAUCAUCUGAG
Neocloeon triangulifer is the source of this 1915-nucleotide messenger RNA. RefSeq names its product alpha-L-iduronidase. Gene Ontology annotation, biological process: carbohydrate metabolic process. Lineage: Eukaryota; Metazoa; Arthropoda; Insecta; Ephemeroptera; Baetidae. The record is from RefSeq and is a predicted model, not a curated record. The transcript is spliced from 7 exons. Gene Ontology annotation, molecular function: L-iduronidase activity; protein binding. Bases 51 to 1838 code for a protein of 595 amino acids.